Messenger RNA from Theobroma cacao (cacao), 6125 nucleotides. RefSeq names its product Preprotein translocase SecA family protein (gene SECA2). Gene Ontology annotation, molecular function: ATP binding; protein kinase activity; protein binding. Gene Ontology annotation, biological process: protein phosphorylation; intracellular protein transport; protein targeting. The record is from RefSeq and is a predicted model, not a curated record. Gene Ontology annotation, cellular component: membrane; chloroplast envelope. NCBI's taxonomy places the organism in Eukaryota, Viridiplantae, Streptophyta, Magnoliopsida, Malvales, Malvaceae.
AAAAAUGUCAAAAGAAUGGCUUGGUCAAAAUGAAACGGUGCGUUUGAAACGCAACGUUUUAAAAGGACGAAACUUUUCUACUUUCUCGGCCUGGUGAUGGAGUCGCAGGAGUUACCGGAGUGUCCGGUGUGCUUGCAACCGUACGACGGCGUGUGUGCGAUCCCACGGGUGCUCGCGUGUGGCCACACGGUGUGCGAAACCUGCCUUGUAAACCUCCCCCAGAAGCUCCCGGGAGCAAUCCGCUGCCCCGCGUGUACUGUGCUCGUCAAGUACCCUCCAGAGGGCCCCUCGACUCUUCCCAAGAACAUCGAACUCCUCAGACUCAUCCCCGGGUCUGGAAGUACCCGAAAACACGUCAACAAAUCCCCACAUGACUCCCGUGUCCCUUUCCUCCCUCGCUCUUGGUCAGACGAGUUUUACUCCAAUUGGAAAAUCUACAUUCUCCCUAGUGACGCUGUUGAGAGACAAAAAGUAAGUCUUUUGGCCGUUGGGUCUUUUUCAACUGGGGGUGAGGGUGGUUCUGGGUUUACGGCUGGCUAUUUUGUUAGAGUUAUGGAUUGUUUGAGUGGAAUGAAGGAGGGGGAAAGAGAGGAGUUGGGUUUAGUUUUAAGUGCCUUUAAUAAACAAAGUAGUAGAAUUUGUAGGGUUUUGGGUUUAUGGGGUGAUCCUGGAGAUGGGAUUUUGUAUAUAGUGAGUGAGAAGCAAGAAUAUGGGAACUUUUUGGAUAAAAACUUGGGUGCUUUUGAAAAGGAUGGGUUUUUUAAUUUUGCAAUGAUAGGUAUGGAAAUAUGUGAGGCAGUUAUUGCUUUACAUAAAGAAGGGUUAAUUGCUGGUUGUUUAGGUUUUUCUUGCUUUCAGUUUGAUGAUUUUGGGCACGUAUGUCUGAAUUUGAGUGAGGUGUUAUUGAUUGGAAGGGAAGUUCUUGAAGUUGUUGCAAAGGUGGGUUCUAGUGGGAAAAAGAUUGGUGAUGGAGAAAUUGUUUUGUUGAUAACAGAUUUGUUUAAAAGGGAUGUGUUUGUUAGCCCUGAGGUGUUGCUUGAGCUGUCGGAGAAAGAGGGUAUUGUGGUAGAGCGUGGUAGCUCAAGAUAUUCAAUAAGGUAUAGCUCGGAUGUCUGGCUGUUAGGUUGUAUUUUUCUUAGGAUUCUCGUUGGGGAAGUUUUUAGUGAUGAGUUGGUUGAUUACAUGUGUCAUAUUAUUGUGAAAGGAAGUGAAAAUAAUGAAUUGGAUUGUUCAAGUGCUUACAUGAGUUUGAUGGAGAAAGUGAGCUCUUUGUUGGGAACUAAAUUUGGUUCAGAACAUGUGUCAUUGCAACAGAUUCUUUGUAAAUGUUUGGAGUUUAAUCCAAAAAAUCGUUCACUUGUGACAGAUGUGUGGAAAUAUAUUAGGGAGCUGGUUAUUAAACCUCAGUUUGAUAAAAUGGUCAAAUUGGAUGGAGCAAGUUAUGAUGAGAAUAGAGGUCGAUGCUUAGUUGUUGGAAAAUUGUUUCUGUUGUCCAGGGAAAGAAUUGAAAUACAGGAAAAAGAUGUGUCACAAGGAAUGGAAACAAAUGGUGCAGCAAAUAUGGUUAUUGGUCUCACAGAGGGAAGCAUUAAAUCUAAAGAUUUGCAAGGCCAUCUUGAUUGUGUUACAGGAUUAGCUGUUGCAGGUGGUUAUCUGUUCAGCUCCUCCUUUGAUAAAUCAGUCAAAGUAUGGUCUCUGCAGGACUACUCUCAUUUGCAUACAUUUAGAGGCCAUGAGCAUAAGGUCAUGGCUGUUGUCUGUGUGGAUGAAGAACAGCCAUUAUGCAUUAGUGGUGAUAGUGGUGGUGGUAUAUUUGUAUGGAGCAUUAGCAUCCCUUUUGCACAAGAGCCAUUGAAAAAAUGGUAUGAAGAAAAGGAUUGGCGUUACAGUGGAAUUCAUGCUUUGGCAGUUUCAGAGAUUGGAUAUUUAUAUACUGGAAGUGGAGAUAAAUUGAUUAAAGAAUGGUCAUUGCGGGAUGGCACCUUUUCAUGCUCUAUGAGUGGCCAUAAAUCUGUAGUUUCCACGCUAGCAGUGAGUAAUGGAGUUCUUUACAGUGGGAGUUGGGAUGGAACUGUUCGAUUAUGGAGUCUAAGUGAUCACAGUCUUUUGACAGUUUUAGGGGAAGACACAUUGGGAUCUGUGACCACUGUCUUGUCUCUUGCAGCUGACAUGAAUACGCUUGUUGCUGCUUAUGAAAAUGGAUCUGUUAAGAUCUGGAGGGAUGAUGUAUUUAGGAAAUCUAUACAAAUACACAAUGGUGCCAUUUUUACUAUUAGCUUGGAGGGGAAGUGGCUUUUUACAGGAAGUUGGGACAAGACCAUCAAGGCACAGGAGUUAGCAGGAGAUGAUUUUCAGGUGGACGUUAGACCUAUUGGAUCAAUUCCUUGUGAUUCUGUCAUAACAGCUUUAUCUUUCUGGGAAGGGAAGCUUUUUGUAGGUUUUGGUGAUAGGACUGUCAAGGAGGACGUGGGUCGUUUUAAGAAGACUUUGGGUGAUUUUAUUAGCUUAAACUACUGGGUUGUUCGAGAUUAUUAUCGUCUUGUCGACUUUGUUAAUGCACUCGAGCCAGAGAUUCAGAGGCUAUCUGAUGAGCAGCUGACUGCUAAAACUUCUGAGUUUAAGAAAAGGUUGAGUCAAGGGGAUAAUAUUUCCGAUAUUCAAGCUGAGGCAUUUGCUGUUGUUCGGGAAGCUGCAAGAAGGAAGCUUGGCAUGCGCCAUUUUGAUGUGCAGAUUAUUGGUGGAGCGGUACUUCAUGAUGGGUCCAUUGCUGAGAUGAAAACAGGGGAGGGAAAAACAUUGGUUUCCACAUUAGCUGCAUAUCUUAAUGCACUGACUGGUGAUGGUGUCCAUGUUGUAACUGUGAAUGAUUACCUUGCUCAACGUGAUGCUGAGUGGAUGGGUCGAGUUCAUCGCUUCUUAGGUCUUUCAGUUGGGCUUAUUCAGAAGGGGAUGACAGCUGAAGAGAGGAGAAUCAACUACCAAUGUGAUAUAACAUACACCAACAACUCAGAACUAGGCUUUGAUUAUCUUCGGGAUAAUCUUGCUGGAAAUAGUGAUCAACUUGUGAUGAGAUGGCCAAAACCAUUUCAUUUUGCAAUUGUUGAUGAAGUUGAUUCUGUUCUCAUUGAUGAAGGAAGAAAUCCUUUGUUAAUAAGUGGUGAGGCUAGUAAAGAUGCUGCACGUUAUCCGGUUGCUGCUAAAGUGGCUGAGCUGCUAACGAGGGGUCUGCAUUAUAAUGUUGAGCUUAAAGAUAAUUCAGUGGAGUUGACUGAAGAAGGAAUUGCACUUGCUGAGUUGGCUCUUGAAACGAAUGAUCUGUGGGAUGAAAAUGAUCCCUGGGCAAGAUUUGUGAUGAAUGCUUUGAAAGCUAAAGAAUUUUAUCGGCGAGAUGUCCAAUACAUUGUCAGAAAUGGGAAAGCUCUCAUUAUCAAUGAGCUGACAGGCAGAGUUGAGGAGAAACGGAGAUGGUCUGAAGGGAUUCACCAGGCUGUAGAAGCAAAAGAAGGUCUGAAGAUUCAGGCUGAUUCAGUUGUUGUGGCUCAAAUCACCUACCAAUCACUAUUUAAGCUCUAUCCAAAGCUUUCAGGGAUGACUGGGACUGCAAAAACUGAAGAGAGGGAGUUCUUGAAAAUGUUCCAGAUGCCCGUUAUUGAAGUGCCCACUAAUCUUCCAAAUAUUCGUAAAGAUUUACCCAUACAAGCUUUUGCUACUGCUCGAGGGAAAUGGGAGUAUGUUAGUCAAGAAGUGGAAUACAUGUUUAGGCAGGGCCGUCCAGUUUUAGUUGGGACCACUAGUGUUGAGAACUCUGAGUAUCUGUCCGAUCUGCUGAAGGAGAGAAAUAUCCCUCACAAUGUCCUGAAUGCGAGACCCAAGUAUGCAGCAAGGGAAGCGGAAAUUAUUGCCCAAGCAGGCAGAAAGUAUGCUAUAACUAUUUCUACCAAUAUGGCUGGCAGAGGAACUGACAUUAUUCUUGGGGGUAAUCCAAAAAUGCUUGCAAGAGAAAUUAUAGAGGACAGCUUGCUUUCAUUUCUGACAAGAGAAGCUCCUAAUCUUGAAGCCGAUGACAUGGGAAUUUCAAAAAAGGUGUUGUCCAAGAUAAAGGUUGGACCAUCAUCAAUGGCUUUGUUAGCUAAGGCUGCCUUAAUGGCAAAAUAUGUUGGCAAAAGUGAGGGAAAGAGCUGGACAUAUCAGGAGGCAAAAUCUAUCAUUUCAGAGUCUGUGGAAAUGAGCCAGUCAAUGCCUUUGAAAGAGCUGAGGAAGCUUAUUGAUGAACAGUCUGAGAUGUACCCUCUUGGCCCUUCUAUAGCAAUUACUUAUUUGUCUGUUCUCAAAGAUUGUGAAGUACACUGCACCAAAGAAGGGUUUGAAGUGAAAAGGCUUGGGGGGCUUCAUGUGAUCGGCACAUCUUUGCAUGAAUCCCGUAGAAUAGAUAAUCAGCUUCGUGGUAGAGCAGGAAGGCAAGGGGAUCCUGGAUCCACACGGUUUAUGGUGAGCUUGCAAGAUGAGAUGUUUCAAAAGUUUAAUUUUGAUACUGAGUGGGCUGUGAAGCUUAUUUCAAAAAUUACAAAUGAUGAAGAUAUACCUAUUGAAGGUGAUGCAAUUGUAAAGCAGCUUUUGGCGCUUCAAAUCAAUGCAGAGAAGUACUUCUUUAACAUAAGAAAGAGCCUGGUCGAGUUCGAUGAAGUUUUAGAGGUUCAAAGAAAGCAUGUCUAUGACCUCAGGCAAUUGAUUUUGACGGGUGAUAAUGAAAGUUGUUCUCAACAUAUUUUUCAGUACAUGCAAGCAGUGGUAGAUGAAAUUGUCUUUGGAAAUGCUGAUCCACUGCAGCAUCCAAGAUACUGGAGUUUGGCUAAGCUUUUGAAAGAGUUCAUUGCUAUUGCAGGGAAGCUACUGGACGACUCAUUUGCAUCAAUUACAGAGGAAGAUUUACUCCAAUCUCUUAAACAGCUACAUGAAUCAAAUUCUGUAGAUAUUGACAAUCUUCACCUUCCAAACUUGCCUAAGCCUCCAGAUUGCUUUAGAGGAAUCCGCAGAAAAAUUUCUUCAUUGAAGCGCUGGCUUGCUAUUUGCUCUGAUGAUUCAACAAAGAAUGGAAGGUACCGGCCAACAACUAAUAUUCUCCGCAAAUACCUUGGGGAUAUUUUGAUUGCUUCAUAUUUGAACAUCGUAGAAGAAUCUGGUUAUGAUGAUGCUUACAUAAAAGAAAUUGAGAGAGCAGUUCUUGUCAAGACUCUGGAUUGUUUCUGGAGGGAUCAUCUUGUAAACAUGAACAGGCUGAGUUCUGCGGUAAAUGUAAGAAGUUUUGGGCACAGAAAUCCUCUUGAAGAAUAUAAAAUUGAUGGGUGUCGAUUUUUUAUCUCAAUGCUCAGUGCAACGCGAAGGUUAACUGUAGAAUCACUCUUGCAUUAUUGGUCAUCCCCUAUGGAGUCACAAGAGCUAUUUUUAUCAUAAAAUCAGAUGUUGAUCAAGCUAAGGGAUGUAUCUAGUGCAUUUGGAUUGGAUGAAGUUGUAGUGCCAGUGUCUUCAGUGCAACAAAAUCUCAUCAAUGGUAUACAGAAGGAGAUAACAUAGGACCAUUCUGACUGGGGUAUUCUGUAGUUCUUAUUCCAUUUUUAGUCACUUAUUAAUGAAAGUGCUCCUGUCAGCUUUGAGAAGAAAUACUCUUCUUUGGGUGGCAGGGUGACCAACGGAGUCAGGAUAAUGUCUAGCCACAAGGUUUAUUUAGAACUUGGAUUGUGUAUGCUCUUUCAGUUAAAGUUCAAAGGAACAAGGUUUCCAGUUUUUGGGAAGAUGCAACUGCAGCUGUGCCAAUGAAUUAGAAUGUCCCAGCACAUUGGUCGUUGUAUCACUCAGAGAUACAUAACCUCACUAUGUUUUUGGCCAACUAGUUUCACACUGCUUUUGAAGUGAUCUGCAUUUUUGCAGUAUGCCAAAGGCAAUGCUCUACAAAGACUUUGGUUGUACCAUAAAUUUUAUCACCAAUGAAGAACAUGCCUGUUGUACAUUACCAUCAACAUUUCUCAAUCAUCCUUGCAUGUAUAUAUGUAUUGAGAUCAUGGAAUUUUUAUCAUGUACUACAGCGAAAGUGAAUAUGAAAUUUUUCGUGUAGACUGAAUAAGUUCACA